Eruca vesicaria subsp. sativa (arugula) is the source of this 383-nucleotide messenger RNA. NCBI's taxonomy places the organism in Eukaryota, Viridiplantae, Streptophyta, Magnoliopsida, Brassicales, Brassicaceae. The record is from the annotation of a GenBank genome assembly.
AAAAAAAAAAAAAACAAAUCAUGUCGGACAAGUGCGGAAGCUGCGACUGUGCUGACAAGACCCAGUGCGUGAAGAAGGGAACCAGCUACACCUUUGACAUCGUCGAGACUCAGGAGAGCUACAAGGAAGCCAUGGUCAUGGACGUUGGUGCAGAAGAGAACGGGUGCCAAUGCAAGUGUGGCUCUACCUGCAGUUGCGUCAACUGCACUUGCUGCUAAAUUACAAACCAUUUCUCGUUUUAACCUAUUAAUCAAAAUGUAAUAUGAAUAAAACGUUGGCGUGAGCUCAUCUGUUGAGAUCAUAUCUCUCUUAUGACUCUCUAGUAUGGUCUGUGGUGUGUGAUGUAAUCGGUUUAUGGCCCCUUAUCCUCUAAUACAUCAUAU